This is a messenger RNA of Prunus mume (Japanese apricot), 1645 nucleotides long. Its product is annotated as Exostosin family protein. The record is from RefSeq and is a predicted model, not a curated record. Lineage: Eukaryota; Viridiplantae; Streptophyta; Magnoliopsida; Rosales; Rosaceae. Gene Ontology annotation, molecular function: glycosyltransferase activity.
ACAGAGAGAGCGUAAUCUUCCCAGGAAAAGAGAAUCGCAGCAACCAAACAGUCUAUUUCAUUUCUCUAGAUAGAAAAUUUUUACACUAAAACAGUGUUUUGAGAUGGGGAGCCUGAGCUUCCAUGUACAAUACUCCUCGGCAUGUGUGCUGCUCUCACUCUGCAUUGCGUCGAUCAUCGCCGUUUCAAUGAUCUGCGGCCAUCAUUUCGAUCGUUCGGUGAGAAUCUCCGGUGCGGAACUAUAUCAGUACGGUCCAGUUUCGAUUCCAUUGGUUGAGCUCCGAAGCAAGGUCAUUGCCGCCUCCGAUGAUCACCUCAUCAACUCCAAUGCCAAUCGCUCGAGUCAUCUUCAUCAUCACCUUCACAUCAACGAGCUCGUGAAUCAAACUGUACUUAAGAAAAUCCCCAAACCGAAAGCGAGCAGAGAGCAAGAUCUGGAACAGGGCCUCGCGCGAGCGCGAGCUUCGAUUCGCCGGACAGUCCGGAGCCCAAACCGUUCGUCAACAUUCGACGACGACGUUUCGUUUCCCGGUGGAUCAGUUGUGUAUCGUAACCCCGGCGCAUUUUAUCAGAGCUACCUUGAAAUGGAGAAGAAAUUCAAGGUUUAUGUGUACACAGAGGGGGACCCACCAAUGGCACACGAUGGGCCAUGCAAGGACAUAUACUCCAUUGAAGGGAGGUUCAUGCACGAAAUGGAGAAUGGGGCAGCGGGCAGGAGGUUCAAGACCAAGAGCCCCAAAAGAGCUCAUGUUUACUUCAUGCCCUUCAGUGUGACUUGGAUGGUAAAGUACCUCUACAAGCCCUUCACCUACAACCUCACCCCUUUGAGGGACUUUGUGGCCGAUUACGUGAGAGUAAUCUCUACGAGACACCCCUUUUGGAAUAGGACUCAUGGGGCAGACCACUUCAUGCUUUCUUGUCAUGAUUGGGCUCCACAUGCAUCAGCUGGUAACCAAUUUCUCUACAACACAUCAAUCCGAGUCCUCUGCAAUGCCAACACCUCCGAAGGCUUCAACCCUCAAAAAGACGUUUCUCUCCCUGAAAUCUACCUCUACGGCGGCAACGUCCCCUCCAAACUCAUCUCACCCCCGCCACCCCAAACCCCACGUCCCUACCUGGGGUUCUUCGCCGGUGGGCUCCACGGCCCAAUAAGGCCCAUUCUCCUGGCCCACUGGAAAACCCGCGACGAAGACCUUCGGGUCUACGAAUACCUCCCAGAAGGCGAAGACUACGCCUCCAUGAUGCUCAAGUCCAGGUUUUGUCUGUGCCCUAGCGGGCAUGAGGUGGCGAGCCCAAGAAUUGUGGAGGCCAUUUAUGCAGAAUGUGUGCCUGUGAUUUUGUCUGAGCACUACGCGCUGCCGUUUAGUGAUGUGCUGAGGUGGGAGGCGUUUUCUGUUAGGGUUGAGGUCUCUGAGAUUUGGAGGUUGAAGGAGGUUUUGAUGGCGGUGCCAGAGGAGAAGUAUAGGUGGCUUGUGGAGAAUUUGAGGGUUGUGAGGAGGCAUUUUGAGUUGAACCAGCCGGCUAAGAGGUUUGAUGUGUUUCAUAUGAUAUUGCACUCUGUGUGGCUCAGGAGAAUUAACCUUAGACUAGCCUAGAUUGUUUUAUUUCAUUUAUAUAUGGUGCACUUAAAAAACAUUAUAUAUUAC